AUGAACAACAACAUGAACAACAACUUCAACAACAUUGACAACAACACCAGUAUCAACAACAACAACAACUUCAAAAACAACGUCGACAACAACAGUAUCAACAACAACAUCGACAACAACAACACUAACAACAUCAACAACAACACCAACAACAUCAACAACAACAGCAUCAACAACAACACAACACUGGAAAAGAAAAAAAAGAAACAGCAGAAAGUUGGUGGGCGUCAAAAGACGUGGAGGCGAUUAAUGAAGGCGUGCUUGCUUACAGUUUGCCGGCACGAAUGUGGUGGUGGGAGGAACUACGAAGUCAUUAAGUGGUCGAUAAUUGGAAAGAUGUUUCUUGUGUGUAUCAGAGGGCAGUUCUUCGAAGCAGUUGCAGAUCCGCCAGGCAAGUAUCAGCUUACAAAUAAUCAUCCAUCGGAGCCAUAG
Molecule: messenger RNA, 432 nt
Organism: Helobdella robusta
Lineage: Eukaryota; Metazoa; Annelida; Clitellata; Rhynchobdellida; Glossiphoniidae
Exons: 3
Coding region: 1-432 (143 amino acids)
Source: RefSeq, a predicted model, not a curated record